Saccharomyces paradoxus is the source of this 1893-nucleotide messenger RNA. RefSeq names its product Atg7p (gene ATG7). The coding region runs from base 1 to 1893 and encodes 630 amino acids. Gene Ontology annotation, molecular function: Atg8 activating enzyme activity; Atg12 activating enzyme activity. Lineage: Eukaryota; Fungi; Ascomycota; Saccharomycetes; Saccharomycetales; Saccharomycetaceae. The transcript has a single exon. Gene Ontology annotation, biological process: autophagy of mitochondrion; cellular response to nitrogen starvation; piecemeal microautophagy of the nucleus. Gene Ontology annotation, cellular component: cytoplasm; phagophore assembly site. The record is from RefSeq and is a predicted model, not a curated record.
AUGUCGUCAGAAAGGGUUUUAAAUUAUGCCCCACCCUUUAAAUCAUUUCUGGAUACUUCUUUUUUCCAGGAACUAUCGAGGCUGAAGCUCGAUGUUUUGAAAUUAGAUUCAACAUGCCAACCGCUUGCUGUGAAUCUAGAUCUUCGUAAUAUUCCCAGAUCUGCCGAUCAGGUUCCAUUAUUCCUAACAAACCGAAGUUUUGAAGAAUACAAUAAAAGACGUGAUAAUGAAGUGCCUAUACAGGGCAAGAUUUUCAAUUUUAAUGUAUUAGACGAGUUUAAGAAUCUGGAUAAGCAACUAUUUCUGCACCAAAGAGCAUUGGAAUCCUGGGAAGCUGGAGUAAAGGAUAUUAAUAAGUGCGUUUCCUUUGUGAUUAUUAGUUUUGCUGACUUGAAAAAGUACAGGUUUUAUUACUGGUUGGGUGUUCCUUGUUUUCAAAGACCCUCUUCAACAGUUUUACAUGUGCGGCCAGAGCCAAGUUUAAAAGAGCUGUGCACGAAGUGUCAAAAAUGGUUUGAUGUCAAUUAUUCAAAAUGGGUGUGUAUAUUGAACGAAGAUGAUGAAAUAGUAAAUUAUGACAAGGACAUUACUGCAAAAACCAAAGUUCUGGCGGUGAGGGAUACAAGUACGAUGGAAAACGUCCCCUCCGCCCUAACCAAAAAUUUUCUCAGUAUAUUACAGUAUGAUGUUUCUGAUUUGGCAGAUUUCAGAUUACUAAUUAUUAGACAGAAUGGAGGCAGUUUUGCAUUAAAUGCUACAUUUGUUCCUUGUGACCCACAAUUAUCGUCAAGUAACCCAAUUAUGAAGGUUUCCGGAUGGGAAAGGAAUAUGCAAGGAAAGCUAGCUCCGCGUGUUGUUGAUUUAAGCUCUUUAUUAGAUCCCUUAAAGAUUGCUGAUCAAUCUGUGGAUUUAAAUUUAAAGCUGAUGAAAUGGAGAAUUGUUCCUGACUUAAAUUUGGAUAUCAUCAAGAACAGAAAAGUAUUACUACUAGGUGCUGGUACACUGGGUUGUUAUGUUUCACGCGCAUUAAUAGCAUGGGGUGUUAGAAAAAUAACGUUUGUGGAUAGUGGCACAGUUUCGUAUUCAAAUCCCGUGAGGCAGGCCUUGUAUAAUUUUGACGAUUGUGGAAAACCAAAGGCAGAGCUUGCGGCUGCGUCUUUGAAAAGAAUAUUUCCUUUAAUAGAUGCUACGGGUGUGAAAUUAAGUAUUCCUAUGAUUGGUCAUAAAUUAGUUAACGAGGAAGCUCAGCAUGAGGAUUUUGACAGGCUAAGAGCGUUAAUAAAAGAGCAUGAUAUUGUUUUCUUAUUGGUGGAUUCACGAGAAAGUAGAUGGCUACCGUCAUUACUGAGCAACAUGGAAAAUAAAAUCGUCAUUAAUGCUGCUCUGGGAUUCGAUAGUUACUUAGUUAUGAGGCAUGGCAAUAGAAAUGGACAGCCUUCAAAACAACUGGGUUGUUACUUUUGCCAUGAUGUGGUCGCACCAACGGACAGCUUAACUGAUAGGACUUUGGACCAAAUGUGCACAGUGACCAGGCCUGGUGUUGCUAUGAUGGCUUCUUCUUUGGCUGUUGAAUUGAUGGCUUCCUUAUUACAGACUAAAUACUCUGGUUCAGAAACAACGGUGUUAGGUGAAGUACCUCAUCAAAUACGUGGGUUUUUGCAUAAUUUUUCUACCUUAAAAUUAGAGACUCCAGCAUACGAGCAUUGCCCAGCAUGCAGCCCUAAAGUUAUUGAAGCGUUCACAGACUUAGGUUGGGAAUUUGUGAAGAAGGCACUGGAACACCCACUUUAUCUCGAAGAAAUAUGUGGUUUGUCAGUUAUAAAGCAAGAGGUUGAACAACUAGGUAAUGACGUUUUUGAAUGGGAAGAUGAUGAACCUAGUGCGAUCGUCUGA